AGAAAAUUAGCGUAAAGCACAGAGCUGAGCUGAGGCCAUCUGGAGCUUGACCUCGCGCUCGUUGGGGGACUGCGGACAAGUUGAAAGGCGAGCAGUCGUCCCAUAUGAGGUGAAACGCAGGAAGAAGAGCUUUGGAGAGCGGGCAGGAAAGAAGGAAACGCUGGGAUGGUGAGUGGCGAGGCGAUGCCCCGGUGAGGCGUGCAGAGUUCGGGGACAACUUGCGCUUCGAGUCCCCUGGAAUCGAGACUUUCCGGAGCCGGGAUCGGUUGGGCUUUUUUGUCUAUGUCUUGUUGGGAGAUCUGGUGGAUUUUUCUCGCUCUCCUGGAGGAAGAAGCCGGUGCUGGUGGUUCGCUGCUUGGUCUUUGCUGGAGGGUGAAGGAAGAGAAGGGAUCUCGUUUGAGCUGUGCGGAGGGAGAGCUCGGACAUGUGUCAGCACAUCUGGGGAACACAGGCUGCAAGUCCGAAAGGAGAUUUUCUGGGAUCAUUCAAACUGCGAUAUUGAUCUUUGUUGUUUUCUUUCGCCGAGGGAUGCACUUGGCAUGAGAAUCGGAGGAUGGAAAUUGUUUGGGAGGUGCUUUUUCUUCUGCAAGCCAAUUUCAUCGUCUGCAUUUCAGCUCAGCAGAAUUCACCAAAAAUCCAUGAGGGCUGGUGGGCGUAUAAGGAGGUGGUCCAAGGAAGCUUUGUUCCGGUUCCUUCUUUUUGGGGCUUGGUGAAUUCGGCCUGGAAUCUUUGCUCUGUGGGAAAGCGACAGUCACCAGUCAAUAUAGAAACCAGCCAUAUGAUUUUCGACCCCUUCCUUACCCCUCUUCGCAUAAACACAGGGGGCAGAAAGGUCAGUGGGACAAUGUAUAAUACAGGGCGGCAUGUUUCCCUACGUCUGGACAAAGAACAUUUGGUCAACAUCUCUGGAGGGCCCAUGACAUACAGUCACCGCUUGGAAGAGAUCCGGUUACACUUUGGAAGCGAAGACAGCCAAGGGUCAGAACACCUACUGAAUGGACAAGCUUUCUCUGGGGAGGUUCAACUAAUCCACUAUAACCAUGAGUUAUAUACAAAUGUUACAGAAGCUGCAAAAAGUCCCAAUGGCUUGGUGGUAGUUUCUAUAUUUAUGAAAGUAUCUGAAUCAUCAAAUCCAUUUCUAAAUCGUAUGCUUAACAGAGACACCAUAACAAGAAUAACGUAUAAAAAUGAUGCUUACUUACUGCAGGGACUUAAUAUCGAAGAACUUUACCCCGAAACCUCUAGUUUCAUUACAUAUGAUGGGUCAAUGACGAUUCCACCCUGCUAUGAAACAGCAAGCUGGAUAUUAAUGAACAAGCCUGUCUACAUAACAAGGAUGCAGAUGCAUUCGUUACGACUGCUAAGCCAGAAUCAGCCUUCACAGAUUUUUCUGAGUAUGAGCGACAACUUCAGACCAGUCCAGCCUCUCAACAAUCGUUGUAUCCGAACAAACAUCAACUUUAGUUUACAGGGGAAAGAUUGCCCAAACAAUAGAGCACAGAAACUACAGUAUAGAGUAAACGAAUGGCUGCUCAAAUAAUUAAGGCAAAAGCAGGAAGAACUCUUAACCUCAGUGGAAUGCUACUACUGUGAAUUGACGUAAUGCAGAAAGCCCCCCUCAGUCUCAUUCAGUCUUCGGUCUUUGUACUUCAUAGGUGGCACGCACAACUGUGCUCCAACAAAAAGGAUGCCAAGUUGGGAAUUCAGCUAAAUGAAAUUUAUUCAUAUGAUCAAUCAUAACAAAAACAAACAAGCAAAAGACAAUACUUACCGUUAACAUGGUUACAAUUUUGAUACUGUUUUCCUGAAACUACAAUAGCUCACAAAGAAAAGACUUUUCAGACUUUGUACAUAUGAAAUAUCUCCUCUGUUCCCCUCCCCCUUCUUCCCCCUCCCAUCAUCCCCUCAUUAAAAUAAAAUGGUGGUUCACUACCGCAUCCAAGUGGAUUUGUGUUCUGUGUGCCAAGUAAUCCUUGGAAAGCUCUCAUUAUAUCACUUUCAUAACUGGUUACUGGCAAAGCAGAACUAGAAGAUUGUAAGGGAAACUUAUUUCUGGGUCAUGAUCUUUCUGUUUAUUUAAUAAUGGACAGAUACUGAGAUAAAUAUUGUAAAUAGAUCACUGAAGAAUAUAAAGGAAACUGAAAUAUUUUCCCCUCAUCACAUAUCUGUAGUAGGAACUGCCAAGGCUGGAAUUAAUCCAUUUUCCUAUUUAUUGUUUUACAAAGGUCAUACAUUGUGUUUGGUUACUGUUAACAAUUCAAUAAAUGUGUUUAACAAAUUAAUUUACUACACUUGCUUUGGUUUACUUUUUCCUCUCAGAAAUGAAAAGCCUCUAAAAUUCUGAGUACAUUAACUUUAUUUAAAUAAAAAUUUUAAUUCCUCAAAGUAGUCCUGUUGAAAUUAAAAGGACCAGCUAGCCAUUGCCUAACUUGUUCCUUUAAUUUCAAUGGGACAAUUCUGAAUUAUUUUCCUCAUUUCACUCACUAACCAUAUUUUGUUUCUUUCUGGCCAGUUCAGCUAGUUUGACAAUUGGGAAUAUAUUUAAAUAAAUUAGUGUGACUUUAAUUCCAUCAUAUGACUACAGUAUCAGAAGCAUAAUAGAUUAUGUUAUGGUCAUUGUCAGGUCAGGUCAUUGUCUGAAUAAAACUAUUCUUAUCCAGACAGUGACCUCAUAGUAUGUUUCAGAUCAGCAAUUAAUAAUAUUUUGAAUCUGACAAAAGCUGGAAGGCCAAGAACAAUGGUCCAAAUUGCUAUUAAUAUACAGGCUUUUUAACUUCUGCCUCUUGAACAGCACAGGCUAUGAUUUCUUCAAUUAUGGAUCUCACUCCCAUUGCCCAAUGAUUUCUCCCAUGACUGAGAAUCAAAGGUUGAUGCAUACGGAGAGAACUCAGUUCAGAUUAUCAUCAAAACCAUGAUGUAGAUUAUCAUGAACAAGCUGCCCUCUGUGCAGGAUCACAGGCUUCUCCUUACCUACCUCUCUUCCUCCUUCAUAUGCUAGCAGAAGAGAUUGCAUUCUCAUUAACCACAGUUCCUUGUUACAACCAAAUUCGGGGAACUGUGGUAUUUUAACAGACCAGGGUAUCAAAUCACAGUUUGAUGCUGGUAUAUUUUAACAAAUCACAAUUUCCUGAAUCCAGCUAUUACUGUGGUUAGUUUGAAAGUGAAAGGAGAUGCGUGUGACCUUCUCCUUUAGAGCGUGUGAUCUUCUCCUUUCCUCCUAAACAGAGGAGAUGGGCAAGUACGAGCCCACGGAAAGGGCAGGUUUGUUCUCUUUCAGAAUCUCUUCACAUAGGGUAGAACACAAGGAGUUCUCCUUUUUCUUGAAGCUAGUCAUUUCAGCUCCAGGAUAAGCCCCCUCUUUGUAGGCUGAGCACUAAUACAAUGUCACGACAUGGAACUUUCAUGGUGAAGGGAGAGUGCCUAGGCAGGCACUGUCCAAUAAGUACAUGGAACCUAUGUACAACUAUAUUCCAGAUAGUAUCACAACACUCUCCAUACCAGGAAAAGAAUCAUAUUAUCCAACACUAUACUGACGUUUCACUGCUAUGAUAGUGUGGUAUCCCUGAAAUGAAACUGCUUCCUUGAGAGAAGACAUCUGAAUUCUGCACAACAAAUGUACAUUUGCUAUCUUAUAAACUGAUCAUCUGGAAAAGCCCUUAGUUGCAAAUUUUCAUUUCCCUUCUGAGUCCACUGUUGAAGCAUACCAGCUUAAUCUUGUAUAUUGUAUGGAAAGGGGUCUAUUUUUCUUUACAAACAAAACAGGAUCUGACCAAAUCAAAAGUGAAUGUCUUUGUUUUUUUCAUAUUUUUAAUGGUCAUUUACUGUGUUUGGUUACUGUCAAGAACUCAAUAAAUGUGUUUAUCAAGUUCA
This is a messenger RNA of Hemicordylus capensis (graceful crag lizard), 3870 nucleotides long. It is a transcript of the gene CA10, whose product is annotated as carbonic anhydrase 10. Lineage: Eukaryota; Metazoa; Chordata; Lepidosauria; Squamata; Cordylidae. Bases 554 to 1540 code for a protein of 328 amino acids. The transcript is spliced from 10 exons. The record is from RefSeq and is a predicted model, not a curated record. Gene Ontology annotation, molecular function: carbonate dehydratase activity; zinc ion binding.